AUGGUCUCCAAAAAUCAGCAGCAUAAUCAAUAACAGCUUCACUCACAGUAAUUAAUUAAUCUUACUCUUUUUAUUUAGGCUAAGAACCUUCCUGAACAUGGGACUCAGAAGUCAGGCCAAUCUUGCUGAAAAUCUUUGGCUGGUGAAGUUUGCUCUUACAUCCAUUCAGAAACCUUCAAUAGGUUUCUCAUACUAAUGAGUGAUUUUCUCUAAUACAUUUGAGUAAGCUUUUUGUGAAAAACCUCUUGAAGUGGUUAUUUGAUCUGGAGAGACAGGGUUAAAGCAUGAGGAAAAUGGCAAAUGCUUCCACUUGAGAGCUGCUGAUCAGGAUGAUGGUGACAAAAAUUGGAUUUGAAUUGUGAAUGGGAUGAAAAGUGUCGGGAUUUCUCAGUGAAAAAAAAAAAACGACGCGUUUCUCGAAAUAAACCCGUGAUAUGGGGGAGUUGUUGGAGAAUUAUGGGCUCCAGACGGGCUCUGUGAUGUUGUUGGAGCCAAGAGCUCUGCGGCCAUUCAAGACCUCAGAAGAAUACUUGUAUGCCAUGAAAGAAGACUUGGCAGAGUGGCUAAAUGGCCUCUAUUCUCUCAACAUCACUGUGGACUGUUUCAUGGACAAGCUGGAGACUGGUGUCGCCCUCUGUGAGCAUGCAAAUAAAGUGAGGAAGGCGGCACAGGAUUACAAAGCCAGGCACCCGAACAAGAAGAAAUUGUUCACCCUGUACGAUGUGCCCGACGAACAUGUGCCCUGGAGGCAGGACGCAAAACCUGGCACGUUUUUCGCCAGGGACAAUGUGCACAAUUUCAUUUCCUGGUGCAGAAAGUUGGGAAUCAUUGAUUGCCUUUUGUUUGAAACUGAAGACCUGGUGGCGAGAAAGAAUGAGAAAAGUGUGGUUCUGUGUCUUCUGGAAGUGGCCAGGAGAGGCGCCAGAUUUGGCAUGGCGGCGCCCUUGUUGGUCCAAUUUGAGCGCGAAAUUGAUCGCGACAUUGCCAAGGAUCAAAGGCAGGAAAUCAAGAUUCAGGACAGUGGUGAUGUUUUCGCCGCAUGCGAUGUUGAUGGUUGUGCCAGUGAUACGCAACCCGCCGGGCGUGAACCUGUGGUG
Messenger RNA from Notodromas monacha, 1097 nucleotides. NCBI's taxonomy places the organism in Eukaryota, Metazoa, Arthropoda, Ostracoda, Podocopida, Cyprididae. The record is from the annotation of a GenBank genome assembly.